GUGACACACAAACGGUAAUGGUAGAUGUAAGAUAAUUGAGAGGGAAAGAAAACUCAUGUAACUUUAAUAUAUGGUCGUCCUCAAACCCAUCUCAUCAUCGUCUGGACUCCAUUAAUUGAAGUCGGACUUUUGAUGAAAAUGCGAUGACUGCAGGUUUUGGCAAAUAAUCCUGCGUAAAUAAUCACAGUGCGCGUCUCGCGGCUUUUUAAAUUUGUCAAUCAUGUUGUUCUUGUCUGUCCUGUGGACAGUUGUUUUAUUUACUUUUAUAAAAGCCAGCAUCCCUGAGACUGGUCCAACUGAUGCAACAGAUCUGGAAAGCGGUUCAGGGAUGUUGCUUACAGAAGAAACAGAUGUUCUUGCUCAUCUGUGGCCGGUGGCAAAUCAGAGCAAUGCAUCAGUAAUUCAGGAAAGCCAAAGUUGUCCAAUACUGCGAGUUGGCCAGUACUCCACCCUCUCUAUAUCAUUACGCAAGGUGUUUGGAUACAGGUUUGGCGAUGAGUUCAGUUUGCUUUUGCAUUUGCGCAGCUCCCAGCCUGAUGACCGCAGUGUGCUAACCUUCCUCUGCCCAGAUGGACACAUUCUACUGCAAAUCCGCAUCAGUGCCUACACAUUCACGUUCAUCAGCACCCAACAACGGCACUAUGAGUUCCCUGUUGGCGUACUGUCCGAUGGGGGUUGGCAUCGUGUCGCGGUAAGUGUAUCCACAGGACGGUUGGCAUUGUAUGUGGAUUGCUUCAUGGUUGAGAGUGUGGACUGGGCCUACAAGGAGGGUCUUGGAAUCUCCACCGAUGGCUUGGUGAUGGUGGGAGGAAUCGUUGAGGGAUUUGAGACCCCUUUUGAGGGUGAUCUAAUGCAGGUGACAUUUCUAAUGGGAGAACCAGAUGCAGCUCGGGAUCAGUGUGGUGUUUUCCAGCCUCAGUGUGGCGGGACGGACCACAAACCUCCCCGUUCCCCUCGCAUGCACACUCUAGAGGAACUCCUGCUGUCCUCGAAUGACCUGGAGGAUCUUUUGGAGAUGGCAGAGGAUAGUGACUCUAUUCGUGCAAAACUGGUUAGUCUUCGCAGACGUGGCAUCAUCCGUGGUGAUGGUACCCUGCCCACUGGAUCCAAACGUCCUGUCUUUCAUGGCCGUGGUGAUGUGUUUGAGGUGGAUGAGGACACAGACCUUGUGGACCACAACCUCUUGUCCAAAAAUAGUGGUAAACCUUCUAAGACUCUCCCAACUGAUACCACAGGCAGCCGGGAUAGAAAACCUGAAUCCACAUCUAAACGUCUGGAUGAAAACAUCACCACUGAAAAGGAAAAACCUGACAAACUUUUACCAAAGAAACCAGGGGAUACAAUCAUCAAUUUGGAUGUUAGUGUAUCCUUUGUAUCACCACAGAAACCAACAAUAAUGACUGUCCCUAGUGAAGAAAUCCAUCUGGAAACCACAUCCAGAUCUGACGAUCAAGAAUCCAACCUGUUAAAGGAGGACGUGGAUCACGGAUUUACCACACAGGCUCCUCAUAGCACAACUUUUUGGAAGGGCAUCUCUCCAGGCAGUGGAACUACAAUUCCAGAAGUUCCAGAAGUCCCUGUAGGGUCUGGAAGAGGUUCUGAGGAUCACCCAUCUACUGUCAUACUUACAGGCAGGCACGGAGAUCUUGUGCAAGGCUCUGAUGGGAUGAUGUAUCGCAUCCAAAAGGGCCCCAUUGGGCCAAUGGGCCGCCCUGGUAAGCCUGGAUGUCCUGGGAGUCUUGGCUAUCCGGGGUUCAAAGGUGAUAAGGGUGCUAUUGGGCCAAAGGGCCAUUCAGGUCGCCGAGGAUUUCCUGGACCCCCUGGGCCACCAGGACUGCCCACCCUCUACCUGUGGAGAAACACACCAGAGGAAUGGGCUGCUUUUCAGGAAACUUCGUUCUUCCAGCUUCUCAGUGCAGGCUGGCCUAGAGCACAGGGUCUUCCAGGGCCGGAAGGGGAGAUGGGGAAACCUGGGCCACAGGGGCCACCUGGGGAACCUGGUGAUCGGGGACGCUCAGGACGUAUGGGAGACAUGGGUGACCCUGGCCCAAAAGGUGUGGUGGGCAGAGCAGGAGUCCAUGGAAAGGAUGGAGAGAAUGGGCUGGAUGGACCUCAGGGCCCUCCAGGGAUUCCAGGACCAAAGGGUCCUCUGGGCUAUAAAGGAGACUCAGGCUCACCUGGAGAGAAGGGAGAAGAGGGCCUUAUUGGAGCAGAGGGUCCAUGUGGAGAUAUGGGAAACACCGGGGAGAAAGGUUCUAAAGGAGCACCUGGCCCUCCUGGACCUGUUGGCCCUCCUGGACCACAUGGCAUCAGAGGGAUUGAGGGCACUGAAGGGCCUCCAGGGCCAGAUGGGGAUGAUGGGAUGGAUGGACCACCAGGACUUCUAGGUGCUCCAGGAUCUCCUGGUUGGACCGGUGUGGUUGGUGUCCAGGGCCCUAACGGGUCUCGUGGGGAGUCUGGACCUGCAGGAGGCAUUGGCCCUCCAGGGCCACAGGGUCCUCAGGGAUUGGAGGGACAGAUUGGACCUCCAGGUCCCAGGGGCCCACAGGGGCUGCCAGGCAGGGAGGGUUUACCUGGCCCAAAAGGAGAGCAUGGACCUGCAGGGCCAGUUGGCCUCCGAGGCGAACCAGGAUUUGAAGGACUAAUGGGUGUGUUAGGAACACAAGGUCCAAAAGGUUUUACUGGUAUCAAAGGUAACAGAGGACCUAAUGGAGACCAGGGAGAAAGUGGACCUAAAGGAAACAAAGGUGCUAGAGGGGUCCCAGGGGUACAGGGCAUUCAGGGUGAGCAGGGGCCAGCAGGCUUUCCUGGUUUCCAAGGAAUUAGAGGUCAGCCAGGACUACAAGGGAUCCAGGGAGAAGAUGGAGAGGUGGGUCCACUUGCCAAAUUGGGCAAGGAGGGGUCAAAGGGAAGCAGAGGUUUUGAAGGUCUCCCUGGAAUGCCUGGUCCCAGAGGGCUAAAGGGUCGAACAGGGCAGAGGGGUCACACUGGAAUGCCUGGAAUUCCUGGUUUACCUGGCCCACCAGGACCUGACGGAGCUGAAGGAAAGCCUGGUACACAGGGACUCCAAGGCCUUCUCGGUAAUGCAGGAAGUAAAGGACCAAUGGGAUUGCAAGGUAUUCCUGGAGAACCUGGUCAGGAAGGACCACCUGGAUCUAUGGGUUCUCCUGGACAUGAGGGGUCCAUGGGUAUCCCAGGACCACCAGGAGAAAGGGGUUUCACUGGAAAGACAGGAGCGGAGGGACCACAGGGCCCUGUAGGCAUGUAUGGUUUCCCAGGAAACAUGGGUAUGAGAGGAAGACCAGGCCACACUGGAGAGAGAGGAGAGCUAGGUCACAGAGGGCUUCCUGGACCUAUUGGCAAGCCUGGAACCCCAGGUCCCCCUGGUCUAAUAGGAGAAAAAGGCCUGCCUGGACCACAGGGCCGUCAGGGAAAUCCCGGGCCUCAGGGAACUGAUGGACCAUGUGGUCCUCCAGGACUUCAGGGAUUCAAUGGGGUCAUUGGAAAACCAGGACCCCAUGGAAAUAAAGGACCCCCAGGGCAUGCUGGACCAAAUGGGCCACUGGGUAUUCCAGGUCUUCAGGGGGCAGACGGAGUGCCAGGUGCAGCUGGGGAGAAAGGACAGAAGGGAAUUAUGGGCUCCCCUGGAGAUGAUGGUCCUCUUGGAUUGGAAGGGCCACAGGGUCCAUUUGGUCCAGCAGGUGUGGAGGGACCUUCUGGAAGGAAAGGUGAUAAGGGGGACAAAGGUCCCAGCGGAAAGCUUUGUCCUCAGGGACAAAAAGGAGACAUUGGCCCUUUUGGUGCUAAAGGUCUAAUGGGUCCACCUGGCCCAGCAGGCAGUGAGGGUGAUGCUGGUCCAGUUGGCGUUGUUGGUGACCCCGGCCCUAAAGGAGAAAAGGGUGAUAUUGGGCCACUGGGCUUUACUGGUUUUGAGGGGCCAUGGGGAGAUGUGGGGAAACAGGGAGAAAAGGGGCUCAAGGGAGCCAAGGGCCAGAUUGGACUGCAAGGUGAUCCAGGGGUCAUGGGUUGGGUUGGACAUGCUGGUCUGAAGGGUGUAGAGGGUGGACCAGGUCAUCCUGGACUGGUGGGGCCAGAUGGACCUCCUGGAAUCAAGGGAGAAGUUGGGCCCAAUGGUUUAUCUGGCGAGCCAGGAGAUGCCGGACGAGAGGGAAUUGCAGGUACCAAAGGUGUGAGAGGGGACACAGGCAAAGGUGGGACACAGGGUGGUGUUGGCUCGUUCGGUCCACAGGGUGCUUUGGGCCCUAAAGGUUUCCCUGGACCUGGAGAGGAGAAAGGAUAUCCAGGAAAUAAUGGAGAACCAGGGGUGGAGGGACCAGAUGGGCUUCAAGGCAUACAGGGACCACCGGGACUGCCUGGUUUAGAAGGCCCACCAGGUGAGGCAGGGGAAAGGGGGUCACCAGGUCUACUAGGAGCUGAGGGCCACAUGGGUAACCCAGGACCUGAAGGAAGGGAAGGCAUGAAAGGAGAGAAGGGAGAUGAUGGCAAAAUAGGAGCACUGGGAAAAAUGGGUCACAUUGGAAGGAGGGGUAAAAGAGGCAAGGCAGGAUUGAGAGGGACCAGAGGACCAAGAGGGGGAAAGGGAGAGAGAGGAGUUGAAGGAGAGAAAGGGCCCCCUGGAUGGGGAGGAAGUAUGGGAAUACAAGGGCAGAGAGGAGAGCCAGGGGACCACGGUGUCAAAGGAGCAGAGGGUGAGAAAGGGGAUCAGGGAACACUUGGUCCACCAGGAAAAGAUGGCUUUAAGGGCAGUCUAGGUCCUUUAGGCCCUCCAGGACCUCCAGGACCUAAGGGGGAUCAGGGUAAUAUUGGUCCUGCUGGACCCAGAGGGACUCCUGGAAUACCUGGACUACCGGGCUUGUUUGGAGAUAAGGGUCUUAAGGGAUUUCAGGGGCCUCCUGGACAACCUGGAAGGAGGGGCUUACCAGGCCCACCAGGGCCACCGGGGCUUCCAGGUCUUUCUGUGAACCUGACGCUGACCCAGCUCAAGGACAUGAUGUAUAAUUUAGACAAGCCCAAUUACCCUUUGAUUCAGACACUGCUGGACUCUCUGUACCAUGACAUCCGGCUGCUGGUGGACCCUCCAGACGGCAGUAAGCAGCACCCAGCCUCCACCUGUCUGGAGCUAUGGCUGUGCCAUCCCAACUACACCAGCGGUUUCUACUACAUUGACCCAAACCAAGGCAGUCCUUUAGAUGCUCUUUUGGUCUACUGUAACUUCUCAGAGUCAGGAGCAGAGACCUGCCUUCACCCCAGACACGCACAUUUGCCCACACAGGCUUGGCUGAAUGAGUUGGGGAAUAACAGCAGGUUCUUCUGGUUAAGUUCACUGGAGGGAGGCUUUAAAUUUGAGUAUCCAGCCCUCAGUGUGGUGCAGCUGCGGUUUCUAAGACUCCAGAGCAACAGAGCAGAACAGAGAGUGACAUAUUCCUGUUACCCUGGACACAGACUGGGCCAGACACAGCGACAGGUCCAGUUCCUCACUGAUGCUGUAAAGCAGAGCUAUUUAGGAGCACUACUGGAUUGUGUGUCUGCACAGGAAGUGGAUCCCAGGCCGCAGGAGUCUGUGUUUCUGUUUGAGGACAUGGACCUGCUUCCUCUACAUGACAUUGGAAUCUUUGGCAACAGCGCUCAUGAGUUUGGGUUCACCAUCGGCCCUGUGUGCUUCAGCUAGAGACACAAUGAGCGAUAAGUGUAAAUCCUUAGUUUUUUAACCUUAAAUACAAGCUACAAAGAGAAGGGUCAAAAAAGGACACUCUGAAGACAUAUGUAGCAUCUGUGGCUUGCAUUAAAGAAAAUGUCUUACAGAGUUCUUAAGACAGUGGCUCCACACAAGUCCCCUGUCUAUCUCGGUGCUGCCAGAUAAAUGGACAAUAUCUUUUUCUUUUCUUUUUUUUACAGAGACAUUUGGUUUUGUAAUGGAUGUACUGUUUUAUACAUAAUGUUAUUUGUUUAUAUAACUAGCUGGUCUUGUAAUAACAUUGUAUAUGAAUCUUGGAUCAUAUCAUGUGUGAUUAUCUGUGAUUUUGCCUUAACAAACAAUUUUAAUGACAGGGUUCUAAUGUAACCACUAUGUGGUUGCAUGGUCCAAGUUUCAACUAUUCAACUUGCAUUCAAAUUUUGUACAAACUUUUACAAUGGAUUAACCAAUUUAUUGGACUACAGAACAUAGGAAGGCAUCGAGUGUCUAAAUUAAGCCUUUUUUUAAUCUAAACUUGAAUUGUAGGUCUAAGAAAGAACAAAGCAUCCUAAUAAGGACACAGCUUACCUUCUCGUGAGAUUGCCAUGAAACCUGGGACUGAAUAUCAGGAAAUCUGUGCUACCUUUCUGUUUUGUACGACUUGUCAAUCUCUGUUCAAGUAAUUAUUUUGAUUUUCAGAAAAUAGUCCUGUGAUGUUAGUCUAACAUUGGUCAUGUCACCUAAAUAUUGUUUAAAUAUUAGUUUUAAAUGAUUCAGGGGGCUAUUCACAAUAGAAAUAUAGAGCAGAAUAAUACAAACGGUAGCAAAGUUGAUUUUUCUUUUUUAGAAGGCCACACCAUAUUGCACCAAGUGUGCAAUCAGUUAUUUAAUAUGCAUCACGGUUAUGAGACUUUCAUUCAAUAUACUGUAACACAUACAGAACAAGUAGGAAUACAAGUCACACACGAGACGUGCACUUCAUAUUGCACAUUUACUGUAUGUAGGUCUCAGGGAGCACUUACGUUAAAACAGGUUACGUUCUUGAAAUGUGCUGCGAUUAAUCAUCCUAGACCAACACAAAACCAAUAAAGUGUCUUUCUCUUUAGCGUUUUUUUAAUUUAAUUAAAUUUUGUCAUUAAUUAUCAUCAAUAUCAUUCUAAUCUAAUUUUAAACUCUAUUGAAUUUAGGCACAGGUGCCAUCAAUUGCCUACAAUAUUUUGUUAAAUUACAUUUUGUAAUGUAUAUUGUGUUUUCUGUGUUAUUGUGGUUGCAUUGGAAAUCAUAUGCUGGUCAUCUGUGUGAGUAUCAGCUCUAUAAAAAGUGCAUUAAUGAUGUAUUGUUUUAUUCGUGUUGAUCAAUUUUGUACCAUUGUUUGAAACACGACCAUUUCCUAAAAAAUUUUUUUGUAAAGUUGUGUUUUUGCUUUAAAUACCUCAGAUUGGUAGUAAGAUG
Xyrauchen texanus (razorback sucker) is the source of this 7147-nucleotide messenger RNA. Its product is annotated as collagen alpha-1(I) chain. Bases 221 to 5689 code for a protein of 1822 amino acids. The record is from RefSeq and is a predicted model, not a curated record. The transcript has 68 exons. NCBI's taxonomy places the organism in Eukaryota, Metazoa, Chordata, Actinopteri, Cypriniformes, Catostomidae. Gene Ontology annotation, molecular function: extracellular matrix structural constituent.